Strongylus vulgaris is the source of this 348-nucleotide messenger RNA. The record is from the annotation of a GenBank genome assembly. Lineage: Eukaryota; Metazoa; Nematoda; Chromadorea; Rhabditida; Strongylidae.
UAUUGUGUAAUGUGCUAUGUUCUUGGAGUUGGCGAUCGACAUUUGGACAAUCUUCUUCUUUGUGAAAAUGGUCGCUUGUUCCAUGUAGAUUUUGGAUUUAUACUUGGACGUGAUCCUAAACCUCUGCCACCUCCGAUGAAGCUCACUAGUGAGAUGCUCCAAGCGAUGGGUGGAAUCAAAAGUGAUCACUUCCGCCAUUUCUGUAUGCAUUGUGAUUCUGCUUAUCGUAUUCUGCGAAGACAUGCAAAUGUAAUACUUAACCUGUUCUCGCUAAUGCUUGAUGCUGGAAUUCACAACAUUUCCGAAGAACGGGACAAAGCUGUUUUCAAGGCAUUUUUCAAUUUUUAA